CAAGACUUGAAGACGAGGUACGUAAAGUUUCGGAAAGACUGGCCCUUAUUUGGCGUCACGUUGAUGUGUGAUUCAUGGACUGGGCCGACGAGGAUGAGUGUCAUCAACUUUUUGAUAUACUGCAAUGGAGUCAUGUGGUUCCACAAGUCUAUUGAUGCGAGUGGAAGAACUCAAGAUAGCACAUAUUUGCUUAGGGAGAUUCGAAAGGUGGUGGACGAGAUUGGACCGGAGAAUGUCGUGCAUAUAGUCACCGAUAAUGGCUCGAAUUACAAGAAAGCUUGCAAGGCACUAGGAGAGGUGUAUGAACACAUUCUUUGGACACCUUGUCUAGCACACACCGUCAAUUUGAUGUUGAAGGAUAUAGCUCGAAGGCCCGAACAUUCUGGUACGAUCAAGCAAUGCAAGCGAAUUUCUAAUUGGUUACACAAUCAUGGUCAGUUGAAUACAAUGAUGAGGAACGCAAUCGGUGGUGAGUUGGUCAAGUGGAAUGCCACUCGAUUUGGAACCAAUUACAUGUUCUUAGAGAGCAUCUAUCGGAAACGUGAUCGUUUCAUGCAGUGGAUGGCAUCUACUGAGUUUUUACAAAGCAAAUGGACAGAUACCGAAGAUGGUCGAUUUACUCAUUCCAGGUUUUCAAAUUUGGAGUGGUGGGACGGAUUGAAAUAUGUCAUCGACACAGUUCAAGCAAUAUACAAGUUCCUUCGCUUCGCUGAUCAGGACAAGCGGCCCAACAUGUGCGAAGUCGUGAUGUCGUACCAGAAUACGAGACAGGAGCUGCAAUCUUUCUUUGGAAAUAAUGUUUCCACUCGGGACGAGUAUCUUAAGGUUAUGGACGAUAGGAUGCGUGACCUUUUCAUAGGCACGUAUGUGGGUCCAGCUGCUGUCCUAAAUCCGAGGUAUUCAUACACGAUGGAACCAACUCAAGAAAUGUUCCGUGGACUCAAGGAUACAUUUGAGCGCAUGACGGAUGUCCAGAGCGCCGUGCAGGCAUUGCAGGAGCUUGAGGUGUUUCGGCAGAAGGUUGGCGAGUUUGGCAGUGAAAUGGCAAUGAGAAUGGCGAUGGAUCCAAAGACAUCCCCAUGUAAGAGUUACUCCGUAACAUAUUGUUGUUUUCUCUAUAUUUGAAUAUAUUGCUUACAUACUUGGUUGCACAUACAGCGUCCUGGUGGAUAAUGUUCGGAUCAAGCACUCCAAAACUGCAGUAUCUUGUCAUGCGGCUUGUUUCACAAUGUUGUUCGUCCAGUGGAUGCGAGCGCAACUGGAGUACUUUUGCCUUGCUGCAUACAAAAGUUCGCAAUCGAUUGUCGCACAAGAAACUUAACAAGCUGGUCUAUGUCAACUACAACC
This is a messenger RNA of Panicum virgatum (switchgrass), 1347 nucleotides long. RefSeq lists its product as uncharacterized. Lineage: Eukaryota; Viridiplantae; Streptophyta; Magnoliopsida; Poales; Poaceae. The record is from RefSeq and is a predicted model, not a curated record. The transcript is spliced from 3 exons. Bases 64 to 1125 code for a protein of 353 amino acids.